AUGUCCUUGCGGGUGCUCUGUAAAGACCAUCCUCAACGCUCUAUAGCAUUGGUUACUGCGGAUAAUCAUGCUCUUACUUUGGAAUACUCGCCUCCUCAAUCCGAGUCAGCAGCAUCCUCGGGCUCUUAUUCCAACGUUGUGCCCCCUCGGUGCGUCGUGAAGUUUUCACGCCUGUCUUCUUUGGACGACGCGGAUCACCGGCUUCUAGGGAUUGGAUAUGGAACUCUGGGUCUUCUUACCCUCAACAGCGAUGUAUUUCUUUGCAUCAUCGCGAAUUUGUCGGCUGUAGCAAACCCUAGACCUAACGAGACUGUCCAAAGGAUCGAAAACGUUGAAUUCUAUUGCCUUAAUCGCCCAGAUUACGAUGCUGUGCUGGACUUUUACGAAGGGAAUGCAAGUUAUAGCCAAUCUAACCUGGAAGCCGAUUAUGGGACUGCCUUUCAAGGGAAGGAUACUGUGACAGAGAAUCCAUUUUUAGCGCUUAAAAAGCUUUUAAGUGAUGGAAGCUUUUAUUACAGUACGGAUUUCAACUUGACAAAUCGGAUGCAAGAUCGUGUCAGUCAGGACGCUUUUGAUAUCGAAAGUCUAGAUGAAGACUUCCUCUGGAAUUCAUAUAUGAUAGGGCCGCUAUUACAGUUCCGGAAUAAAUUGGCCGAUCAUGAAAGAAAUCUGCUUGACUCAACUCAAAUCCUCACCUCGGUGAUUCGAGGCUUUGUCCAGAGCAUGACCAUUCCGGCUUCUUCACCUCUUCUCGGGACCUCGCGGUCGCACCUUCCAUCAACCCUGACUUUGAUCUCGCGACUCUCUUCACGAAGGGCGGGCACAAGAUUCAAUUCUAGAGGAAUAGAUGAUGAUGGCCGAGUUUCCAACUUUGUCGAAACAGAAACGGUUUUAUGGAUUCCCCCAGGAAUUACCUUUUCUUAUAUUCAAGUUCGGGGCUCGAUACCUAUUUUCUGGGAACAAACCCCUGGAUUGAUUCCAGGGCAGCAAAAAAUCCAAGUGACGCGAUCUGUUGGUGCCACCCAACACGCUUUUGAUAGGCAUUUUGAAGCUCUCCAGCUGGACUACGGUGUAACCCAUGUCAUUAACUUGUUGAGCGAAGUAAAGCCAGGCGAAGUUGAGUUAUCUGAAAGAUACCGUUAUCAUAUGAGACAAAGCCCUUUAAGACGGGCGCGUGACGAAGGGACAUCUUCUGCGCAUCACCUUUUGCAGUGGACUGAUUAUGAUUUUCAUGCGGAGACUAGGGGCCCUGCAGGCUAUGGGAAUGCCGUGCUCAUUGAGCACAAACUCGGUCCUUCCAUCGAUGGGUUUGCGUAUUUUCUAUCAGAGAACUCAGGCAGCACUACGCUACAAUCCAGCCGCCUUUCGGACAAGCCGGCAGUCAUUCUUCAGCAAGAGGGAGUGUUUCGCACAAAUUGCCUUGACUGUCUUGACAGGACGAACCUUGUGCAAACAUUGAUUAGCCGCAUGGUGUUAGAAAGGUUUCUUAAGCAGUACCAUGGCACUCAGGUCGACAAAUUUUGGCUUAUACAUUCUACUUUGUGGGCUGACAACGGUGAUAUGUUGUCAAAGGGCUAUGCUGGCACUGGGGCGUUAAAGUCAUCCUUCACAAGGCAUGGUAAAAUGUCUCUUGCAGGAGCAAUCGCGGACGCAAGGAAAAGCGUCACCAGGUUGUAUUUCAACAAUUUCACUGACAAUGCAAAACAAAACACAAUAGAUAUCUUGCUGGGGGCUUUAACUGGGCAGGCUGCAGUUCAUCUUUACGAUCCUGUGAAUGACCUUGUUAGGGCUGAACUUACGGGGAGAUCUACUGAAUUUUCAUCUAAGAAAGUAAUCCGAGUAUGGACCGGAACUUUCAACGUCAAUGGGCGGCCCUACGAUAUCACAGAAAACCUUGGGGUUUGGCUCCAUGCUCACCUUUCCAAAACUUCGGAAGAGCCAACGCUUCUAGCAGUCGGUUUCCAGGAGAUAGUCGAACUCAGCCCACAGCAAAUUAUGUCCACCGAUCCGGCGAGUCGUAAAGUAUGGGAAGAGGCUGUUAAAAAAGCGCUCGACGAGGAAACUUCCCGCAGAGGUACAAAUGAAUAUAUACUUUUGAGAAGUGGACAGCUUGUUGGUGCAGCGCUCUUGUUGUUUGUGAAAAAGGAUGCUUUGAAAGAGAUAAAAAACGUUGAGGGCAGUGUGAAAAAGACGGGUUUAUCUGGCAUGGCGGGAAAUAAAGGCGGGUGUGCAAUUCGCCUGGAAUUCUCAGCUACUCGUAUUUGUUUUGUCACUGCACAUCUAGCUGCUGGAUUUGCCAAUUACGAGGAGCGAAAUAGGGAUUACUAUACCAUCGCUAAUGGACUUAGAUUCCAGCGUAAUCGCACGAUAAAUGAUCACGAUGCUGUCAUCUGGCUUGGUGACCUCAAUUAUCGUGUUGAGUUGAACGACGAUGAAUACUACUCAGAAGGUCCGAUUACCUUCCCCCCUACGUACCGCUAUAAUAACGGUUCGGACUCGUAUGAUACAUCGGAAAAGCGGCGUAUUCCGGCUUGGUGCGAUAGAAUCCUUUGGAAAGGGGAGUGUUUGCAUCAACUCGAGUAUAACACUGCACCUUUGAAGAUGUCUGAUCAUAGACCAGUAUAUGCUGUGUUCGAAUGCAUGGUUUGUACUGUCAACGAGGAAGUGAAGGCGAGUCUGAGCCGCGAACUGUACGAGAAACAUAAGAGGGCAAUCGAGCCUACUGGAUCACCAAAGUCUGAGCAUACUGAGGAAGGGGUUCCGGUUCGUGGUUAUAUUGCUCCUGGCCUUUCGCCAGCUAAACUUACGUGGUGGCUCGAUAACGGAUUGCCUGUAAGGUCAUCUGCGAGUCCGCCCGUGGGCUAUGUCACAAGCUCUGGAAGUAGGCAAAAUCCUUUCUCGGCACUAACUGAACAUGACUGGGUCCAUAUCAUGCCCAAAGGUAAAGAUGACAAAGUUCCACGCCGUGCUAAGAACGAAAACCCCCUCCGGAACCACUCGUCUCCCGAUAAUAUUAUGGGGGCGUCAGCCAGAGGUGUUCUGGUGGACGUAGGUUUGACUGGACAUGAAAACGCGGCCGGUUCAAAAAAAGAGACAAACCAUUUACAACAACUUAUUGAGAUCCCAGAACCCAAGAAAAUACCACCGCCGAUUCCAAAAAAGCCUUUCGAGUUAUCUAACCCAAGCCAAAGCUUUGGCCCUUUCAGCAAGUCUAAAUCAAGUAUAGUGACAAGUACAAGAGAUCCUAUUAAGAUUGAAAACUCUGACUCUCCUCGGCAAACUGGUGAUAGCUGGUCAAAUUUACCAUAUCGCGGCAAAGAAACGCGGUUGUUGUCGGGGAAGAUGGAUAAUAUGGAGGGUACAAGCCACCAUCGCUUGAUAGAAACACGAAACGAGCCCGACAAUUCCGGACUCCUGGAUUCAGAGAUAGACAUGGGAAUGGCCGAAUGGAAACCCCUUCAGCCGAGACAAUGA
Molecule: messenger RNA, 3474 nt
Organism: Uncinocarpus reesii 1704
Lineage: Eukaryota; Fungi; Ascomycota; Eurotiomycetes; Onygenales; Onygenaceae
Exons: 7
Coding region: 1-3474 (1157 amino acids)
Biological process (GO): phosphatidylinositol dephosphorylation
Cellular component (GO): cytoplasm; membrane
Molecular function (GO): phosphatidylinositol-4,5-bisphosphate 5-phosphatase activity; phosphatidylinositol-3,5-bisphosphate 5-phosphatase activity
Source: RefSeq, a predicted model, not a curated record